Messenger RNA from Harmonia axyridis, 528 nucleotides. RefSeq lists its product as uncharacterized. The coding region runs from base 1 to 528 and encodes 175 amino acids. The transcript has a single exon. Gene Ontology annotation, molecular function: nucleic acid binding. The record is from RefSeq and is a predicted model, not a curated record. NCBI's taxonomy places the organism in Eukaryota, Metazoa, Arthropoda, Insecta, Coleoptera, Coccinellidae. Gene Ontology annotation, biological process: DNA integration.
AUGGACAUUAUCACCAUGCCGUACGCCGAAGGUUACCGAUACUGCCUCACCUGUGUCGACCGAUUUACCAGAUGGCCAGAAGCAAUUCCCCUCCAGAACCAGGAAGCAUCCACCAUCGCUAAGGAGUUCUACACGAAUUGGAUAGCGAGGUUCGGCACUCCACUCCGGAUAACCACAGAUCAAGGGAGACAAUUCGAGUCAAGCCUGUUCAACGAGCUAUGUCAGUUGACUGGCACGAACCACAUCCGAACCACCGCCUACCACCCAGCAGCCAACGGUAUGGUAGAAAGAAUCCAUCGACAGCUUAAGGCAGCAAUCAAAUGCCACAACAACGACAGAUGGACCGAAACGCUUCCCAGUGUCCUCCUAGGGAUGAGAGCAGCCUGGCGGGAUGACAUGAAAGCAACCGCUGCAGAAAUGGUAUACGGAGAGCCAUUAAGAUUGCCUGGAGAAUUUCUACCUACAAGUACGGAUGACGGUGCGGACACAGCCGACUUCGUAGUGAAUCUGAGGCAACAAAUAAGAUAA